This is a messenger RNA of Vigna umbellata (rice bean), 1410 nucleotides long. Its product is annotated as transcription factor bHLH30-like. Gene Ontology annotation, biological process: regulation of DNA-templated transcription. Gene Ontology annotation, molecular function: protein dimerization activity; DNA-binding transcription factor activity. NCBI's taxonomy places the organism in Eukaryota, Viridiplantae, Streptophyta, Magnoliopsida, Fabales, Fabaceae. The record is from RefSeq and is a predicted model, not a curated record.
AUGAGUUUUGAAAAUUAAUUGUCUGAAUAAGAAAAGAGAAAAUAAGUGAUUUAAUUUCUGAAGAAAGUGUCUCCCGUUGUAGACAAAUGUACAGGCACUAAUUUAUUCUCUGGUCUCUCAAAGGUCACGAUCUUUCUCACUUCUCAUUUCCAUUCCAUCUUCUACCUCGGGCAACACAACACAUUAUAUUUUAUUUAUUUAUUUAGCAACAAAAUAAAAAUGUACCAUUGUGUUUCUUUGGUAGGAUCCCAUUCUUCCACAACAGUUCAAACUUUGCUCCCUCAUUCCUCACCCGACUGCCUCUCACGUACACAAUACGCACACACUAAUUUCUACCUAAAAAGCUGCCCAACAAUACACCGUACCUAAACCACCACAACGACAACGGACACUUCACACAUCAUCGUUACAUCACCCUCUCCCCACUCCUUAAACCUCUUCAUUCUCCACACACCAACAACAUUAUUCAUUACAAACAAAAAAACAUGCUUCCCUUCCGGAGAUUCUACGGCUUCCAGAGUUGGCUAGACCACGACUCUACCCACGUCCCCAACACUUUCAUUAAACGGUCAGUGGAGUUCGACGGCGCCAGAUCAAAAGCCGACCGCAAAUCAACGGAAGCAUGCAAGAGUCACAGGGAAGCCGAGAGGAGACGCAGGCAGAGAAUCAACUCUCACCUAUCCACCUUACGAUCCCUCCUUCCUAACGCCGCCAAGUCGGAUAAAGCGUCGUUGCUGGCGGAAGUUGUUGAGCACGUGAAACGGUUAAAGAAGCAGGCCGCUGAAGUGGCGUGCGUGGACGGCGGCGAACCAGGUGCGGUUCGGUCUGAGGCGUGGCCGCUUCCCGGGGAGUGCGACGAGGCGACGGUGAGUUGGUGCGAGGGGGAGGCGAAUAGGGUAAAGGCGACGGUGUGCUGUGAGGACCGGGCCGGUCUGAACCGCGACGUGACACGGGCAAUCCGGUCGGUUCAGGCAAAGCCGGUUCGCGCGGAAAUGAUGACGGUUGGGGGAAGGAUGAAGAGUGUGGUGGUGGUGGAGUGGGGUGAAGAGGAGGUGGAGGUUGGGGCGCUGGAACGGGCUUUGAAGGCCGUAGUGGAGAAUCGGGCUUUGGUGGGCUUUGGAAUGGGCCCUAUUGUUUUGGGCCAGAAACGGGGUAGGGAUUGUUGCGGUUCGCCUACUUCUUCUUGAGAGGAAUGGGAAAAUCGGCUAGCGCGUAAUUAAUUUUGUUUUAUUUUUUUAUUUGGUAUAAGAAAUAUUUAGAUUUUAGUUAUUUUUCUGAUUGGAGAUGCCAUUUUUAUUUUAUAUAGGUAGAUGAUGCUUUUGGUCUGUAUUAGAAUCUAUAAUUUAUACUUAUAAUAAUCUAAUUUAUAAAACUAAUAGAAUAACAUGGUAGUGUAAAGAAAGUACUAUU